Messenger RNA from Candoia aspera, 614 nucleotides. RefSeq names its product mitochondrial ribosomal protein L13 (gene MRPL13). The transcript is spliced from 6 exons. NCBI's taxonomy places the organism in Eukaryota, Metazoa, Chordata, Lepidosauria, Squamata, Candoiidae. The record is from RefSeq and is a predicted model, not a curated record. Gene Ontology annotation, molecular function: structural constituent of ribosome; mRNA binding. Gene Ontology annotation, biological process: negative regulation of translation; translation. Gene Ontology annotation, cellular component: ribosome; mitochondrial large ribosomal subunit. Bases 80 to 598 code for a protein of 172 amino acids.
CUUUCGCGAAAGGGGCCGCUACCGCCGCUCGUCUCUAUGGUCGAGACGGCCCGCCGCUUCCGCCCGCGGUGCGGAAAACAUGGCGAGCUUCACCAAGGCUGCGCAGCAAUGGGCCACAUUUGCUCGAUCCUGGUACCUUUUAGAUGGAUGGAUGCAACCACCAGGAAAACUUGCAGCCGUUGCAAGUAUCCGGCUGGAGGGAAAGCAUAAGCCGAUAUACCAUGCACUGAGUGACCUUGGAGAUCAUGUCGUCAUAAUUAACACCAGGCAUAUUGCUUUUUCUGGCAACAAAUGGGAGCAGAAGGUGUAUUCCUCACAUACUGGGUACCCUGGUGGCUUCCUGCAACUCACAGCUGCUCAGCUUCAUAAAAAAGAUCCAACCGCAAUUGUAAAACUGGCUAUCUAUGGAAUGCUCCCAAAGAACCUUCACAGAAGAACUAUGAUGGAAAGGCUACAUCUCUUUCCUGAUAAUGUUAUCCCUGAAGACAUUCGUAAGAAUCUGGUACAGGAGCUUCCACAGCCGCGUAAAGUGCCCAAGAAGCUAAAUGAAUAUACACAAGAGGAAAUUGAUGCUUUCCCAAGGAUCUGGACUCCGUAAGUGUGUCAUAAAGUUC